Terrapene triunguis (Three-toed box turtle) is the source of this 1309-nucleotide messenger RNA. Its product is annotated as mitochondrial uncoupling protein 2. Gene Ontology annotation, molecular function: oxidative phosphorylation uncoupler activity. Gene Ontology annotation, cellular component: mitochondrial membrane. NCBI's taxonomy places the organism in Eukaryota, Metazoa, Chordata, Testudines, Emydidae. Bases 106 to 1032 code for a protein of 308 amino acids. Gene Ontology annotation, biological process: mitochondrial transmembrane transport; mitochondrial transport; adaptive thermogenesis. The transcript has 6 exons. The record is from RefSeq and is a predicted model, not a curated record.
CAGAGUCCGUUUGUCUUGCCCUUCGCUACAUUGGAACGCAACUUGCCUCCUUUCCGCUCCUCGUGCAUCACUUGGCUUCUCCAGAGCUGCUCAGAAGCUUGCAGAAUGGUUGGAUUCAAGCCCACCGAUGUCCCCCCAACAGCCACGGUGAAGUUUCUAGGGGCUGGGACGGCCGCGUGCAUCGCAGAUCUGAUCACCUUCCCCCUGGACACGGCCAAAGUCAGACUGCAGAUCCAAGGAGAGACCAAGUCAGCAGCUAACACAAAAGCUGCUCAGUACAAAGGUGUCUUUGGCACCAUUGCCACCAUGGUGAAGACGGAAGGUCCCACGAGCCUGUACAACGGCCUGGUGGCUGGGCUCCAGCGUCAGAUGAGCUUCGCGUCAGUCCGUAUCGGGCUGUAUGACUCCGUGAAGCAGUUCUACACCAGGGGAUCAGAGCGUGCCGGCAUCGGUAGCCGACUCCUGGCUGGCUGUACCACCGGAGCGAUGGCUGUGGCCGUUGCCCAGCCAACGGACGUAGUGAAAGUGCGGUUCCAGGCCCAGGCCCGAGUGGAGGGUGGCAGGCGAUACCAGGGGACUAUGGAUGCCUAUAAGACCAUUGCCAAGGAGGAGGGACUCAAAGGGCUGUGGAAAGGAACAUCCCCCAACGUGGCCCGUAAUGCAAUUGUGAAUUGCACGGAAUUGGUGACCUAUGACCUGAUCAAGGACAUGCUGCUCAAAUACAACCUCAUGACCGAUAACCUCCCGUGUCACUUCACCUCUGCCUUCGGGGCCGGUUUCUGCACCACGCUCAUUGCUUCCCCCGUCGAUGUAGUGAAGACCAGAUACAUGAACUCUGCCCCCGGCCACUAUGGAAGUGCCGUCAGCUGUGCCUUCACCAUGCUGAGGAAAGAGGGGCCCAUGGCUUUCUACAAGGGGUUCAUGCCCUCGUUCCUGCGGUUGGGAUCCUGGAACGUGGUGAUGUUUGUGACCUACGAGCAGCUGAAACGCGCUAUGAUGGCCGCCCGUGGCUCCUGGGAGGCCCCUUUCUGAGCCUGCCACGUCUGCAACCUGCACCCAUGGCAGGAGCCCUCGCUAGCACAGACUGUCCUGUCUGCGCCCAGAGAUUGUCUCUGGACUCUUCCAAGCUGCCUCCAGCCACUAACAUGUUGGCCUCUAGGCUCUGAGCUUUUUAUUUCUGCUCAUCUUCUGGAACAAAGCUGGGCCUGCAGGGGAAGAGCUGUAGCUGUACUCCCCUGGGAGUGUUGACCCUUUAAAUUGGGGGGUUAUGUUUUUAAUGGCAAGUUUGCUUCUUCCAAAUGUACCAUUU